Messenger RNA from Aphanomyces astaci, 3002 nucleotides. RefSeq lists its product as hypothetical. NCBI's taxonomy places the organism in Eukaryota, Oomycota, Saprolegniomycetes, Saprolegniales, Verrucalvaceae. The annotation marks the transcript as partial. The record is from RefSeq and is a predicted model, not a curated record. The transcript has 15 exons.
GCGACGUUUCGCCAAAGGGCACAUUCGCGAUGCGAGCUACAAUGGGAUGGGAAGGAAUGACUGGCCAUCUCUACUUGAGUGGGACCCAUGAACAAUCAAAUGGAGAGUGCAAGAAAUACGUUUUUACGCAAGGCCGCAAGAUAAAGGCUGUGUAUGGAAAUUACUCGUCACUACUUGCACUGUGUGAUGGUUGGGACUUCGAGUGGCUGUCGACUGAGAUUCGUGGACUAACGAAGUCGCUGAACGACGUAAAAAUUCACCAAUUGGCCUUUGGGAAAUCGCACACAAUUGCGCUUAGCCUGGACGGCCAUCUCUUUGUUUGGGGCGACGCUCAGUACGGCCAGCUCGGACUUGGAGGGACAAUCACGACGAAGGAUCAUCCUUCGCGGCUUAGUCAACUCGACCAUAUUGUGUUUUCUUCAGUUGCAUGUGGGGGGUAUCAUACCGCUGCAUUGUCCAACUCGGGGGGUCUGUACACUUGGGGACGCAACUUUGAAGGCCAACUAGGGCAUUCCAGCGUCAUUGCGCCUGUAUGUGUCAACGAAAAGCUCAAUGGGGUGUUUCACCGCCCAAAGCACGUUGCAGCGUUCUUGAACGAGAAGUGCAAGCAAGUUGCCUGUGGCGAUAAGUUUACAGUCGUGUUGACGGUUCCUGGUGAGAUCUACUCGUUUGGGGAAGGUCAAUCGGGUCAAUUGGGCACAGGACGCUGCACCAAGGUAUUUCAACCAAAGUUGACGUUGGCAAGCGACGCCCCCGACGACAUUUUUGUCGAAAUUGCCUGUGGCUGGGCUCACACCCUAGCGAUAACUCGAGCUGGCCGACUGUUUUCCUGGGGGUUCAACCAAUAUGGUCAGCUGGGCGUCGGCGACACCAAGACACGCUUUCUCCCCCAGCAAGUCACCCCUUGCAUGCCCGUGAUGCACGUAUCUGCCGGUGGAAAUUACUCGGCCGCAAUUACACGGGAGGGCCGGCUCUUAACGUGGGGUAACGCUUGCCAUGGGAAACUUGCCCACGCGGCCAACGCCGACACGUCGCCCGUGCCAGCGCCAACCCUCGUCGAAAGCUUGAAGGACAUGUAUGUGCAAUCGGUGGCAUGCUCGUGGAACAAUAUCCUGAUAUUUGCUCCAACAUGGGUGUCGGGGGUGUAUCCACGUUGUGGGUCGUUGUCGGGGGGCGGCAAACUCCAUGUGUUUGGGUCCGGGUUUUGGGAAAGCGAUGACGUCACCGUGCGUUUUGCGCCUCUGACAGAAGGCAGGCUUCCUCGAGCGGCGUUGGGUACAUUUGAUCCCGAGACUGGCGUUGUGUCGUGUGUGCUGCCCAAAUUCAGCGUCACGGGGGAGUUUGCGGUUGAAGUUGCGAUGAAUGGAAAACAUUUCACGACCAAUGGAACGCCGUUUGAAGUUUUUGUGGCUCCUACGAUCACGCACAUUUCCCACCAAGAAAUUCGUUUUGACCAGACCCCUCCAGUCCACCUGACGUUGACUGGGGACAAGCCAAAGGCUCAUGACCGCCCAUUAAUCAAAUGGAUUCCGUUGAACCCCCAGUUUGCACCCAUCCAAGUGGCUGGCGCCUACGGCAGUGUGGAGGUGACCCCAUCUAAAGAAAAUCAAGAGGUCGACCCGAGUGACGACCAUAUCGCAAAGUUUAGCAUCGUAUUUGCCCCCCCAGCUUUCAAUCCUACCCCGUCGGAGCUUGUACCGUGCCACUUGCAAGUGUCGUUUAACGGACAAGAUUUUGACCUGGUCCAACUGCAAGGGGCUCCGUCACCUCAAAUCGUCUAUUUUCACAACGCCACGAUUACGCGCUGCACGCCGAAUUCGAUGCCGCUGAAUGACAAGGCACUCACUGUCGCCAUCCAUGUGAAUCAAAUGUUUGACAUUGGAGCGCUUGUGUGCAAAGCAACGUAUCGUGAACCCCACACCGAGAACGCGCCGUGGCAUCGCGUGGCCACGGCAAAUUUGUCGAUCCUGUCUGUGAAAUUGGACGACCAAAUCAUAGUGUGCACUGUGCCGGCAUGUUCUGAGUGGGCGGUUCACACUAUCGUUCCAGAAGGGGACCAGUCUGACUCCGAGGACAACACCUGCCAAAAAAUGGCUGAUGCCAACAGCAGCAGCACCCCGUCCACGUUUCCCUUCGACCUCGAGUCUUUCCAAGCACAAGUGCUCGUGUCAGUCAAUGGCGGCGCCACGUUCCUUCCUCCAAUCGGGGGGUCCAACGUUUUACAUGGCUACUCCCACGGCACCCUCACCGACGUCAGUCCAAGCAGCGGACCGAUCACAGGGGGGACGGUUGUGUCGAUGGGGGCUUCCCAUCUUGGCUUUGACACGGAUGAUGCGCUCGUGAGCGUAGAAUACGACGGGGACUUGCAAACCGUCCCUUCGUUUGUCCGCCAAGCAGUGGAGUCCGCCCAUAGCAUCGUGACUUUUCAAGUCCCGUCGUUCGUUCCAGUCGACCACGACGACAACAUUGCGACCGCCGUACAGCCUGCGAUGGCGUUCAAUCCCGCCACGAUUCGGCUCGCGCUCAGUGGCACCUCGUUUGGCGAAUCGACUGUGCCCUUUGAGUUUUACCGGAACCCGCAUAUCCGAUCCAUCGAGCCGCAACUGGCUGCCCCAGGAACGAUGCUGACGUUGACAGGGUCGUACUUGAAAUCUGCCCAGUGGAUGAAGUGCAAAGUGGAAAAGGCCGACGGGUCGUUUUCAGCGCAAGUGGAAGCGGAAUACCGCGAAGACAAAGCGGGGCCAUGCUACAAGGUGGAGCUGCAGCAGCUUGGCGCCAUCGCCGAUGGCGAGUUGCGGUUCUACGUGGCAUUGAAUGGCCAGCAAUAUGUGACCUCUGACUUCGCCAAGUUCAACUACGUCGAUCAACCGGAAGUUCCGCUCGGAAAGGACGACAAGCGCAAACAGCAUUAACGUCGUCGUCGGUAUCAGGAAAACGUACACCGCACUACGUACGAUAGGACUUGCAUUUCUAACCAGUUGACCACCACUUAUGAUUCGGUC